UACCGCAAGCGGAAAGCGACUUUUUAUGAUUACGGCGGAAUUUCUGUGCUCCCUAAACACUUUCAUGUGCCAAUACUACUCUCAGGUCACCAAAUCCGUCGAUCAUGAUGUCCACUACAGAAGGAGAAUUGGAUGUAGAGGUGUCCCAUGAGCGGGAGGAGGGAGAGCUAGAGGAUUCAGAUGUGGAGGAGGGAACUUAUAAUCCUCUGCCUCGGCCGGACACCUUCAACCCGCCUUCGCUGGUGAACAUGCAGAUUCAGGAUGAGCAAAGUGACGAGGCAUCGCCACAGGAGUCCUCCGGCUCGGAGUCUGAUGACGAGCCUCAUCGUCGCGCCAAGCGCAGCAAGAUGAGGCCUCGCCGACCACAGCCGCAGGGCAAUGCCAAGAAAGAUAAAUACAAUGUGUGGUGUAAAGCUCUGCAGGAAGAUUUGUUGACUGAAGAUAUGAUAAGUUGUGAUGUGUCAAAAAAGUCUAGGUAUGGCGUUGAAUCUUAUGACUACACAAUAAAAUAUAGACUAGAUGAUGAUUAUAUAUCUAAGAAGGUAUUCACAAAUUCAAAGGAUAGGAAAAAUAGAGAUAAUUUUUCAAACAAAAGAACACACACAGAUAGGUCUAAUGUUAAGUUAAGGCUCGGAAAGCGUGUGAACACAGAUCAACCACAGGAGGAAAAACAGAAUCCGAGGUUUAUACCAGAGCUUGUUACUACUGCUGAUGAUCCAAUAGAGAACAUAGGAUUGGAUAUAGCAGAAAAAUUGGCAGAAGAAAAGAAAGAAUUAGUUUGUAGAAUUGUGCAAGUGUUAGGAGCUAGUAAGGCCAUAGAAAUAUACAAAGAAACACAACGAGUUGAGGCAGAUGGUGGCAUGCUUGUAAUGAACGGUACGCGGAGGAGAACCCCAGGGGGGAUAUUUUUCUUUCUUUUAAAGAGAGAUGACGAGGUAUCAUUAGACAUGAUAAAUCAAAUAUUCAAUGAGGAUCGCAAGGAAUCAGCGAGGAAGAUCAAAAGAGCGCGCGUCAAAAGCCGACAGAAGGUGGUAGAGCAGCUAAAACAAAGCCUCACAGAUGCAGAACUACCCUCACUAUUAUCACGUGGUGAAGCAACAGCACAGUCGGAGCACGGUUCCAACCCACCACCCUCGCCUGCCACCGACGCUCGAGAGUGCUCCAGCGACACAGAUGGUCAUUCCCACUGCGGGCAACCAUUGUCACCAACAGCCAGAUCUCCCCAACCAGACCGAACGGACAGGCAGCCGUUAGAUUACGAAGAUGAAGACUUUCUCGAGGUUAUGUGUAACGAUCAAAUGGACUUGUUCUAAUUAUAGUUCCUACGGUGCUGUGCCCUGCCUCGUUUUUGAAUAAACAAUUAUUUAGUUACCCCGAGUGCACGAUUUUUAGAUCAUUGUGAAUCUUGAAUUACACAGUCAAUUGACUGAUUGGUUAAGAUAAGUUCAUACCAAAUUGGCACGCGACCUUGAAUGUCCUUGAAGAUACGGUGCAAGAAUGAAUCAU
Aricia agestis (brown argus) is the source of this 1506-nucleotide messenger RNA. It is a transcript of the gene Phax, whose product is annotated as phosphorylated adapter RNA export protein. The coding region runs from base 105 to 1313 and encodes 402 amino acids. NCBI's taxonomy places the organism in Eukaryota, Metazoa, Arthropoda, Insecta, Lepidoptera, Lycaenidae. Gene Ontology annotation, biological process: snRNA export from nucleus. The record is from RefSeq and is a predicted model, not a curated record. Gene Ontology annotation, cellular component: nucleus. The transcript has 6 exons.